Octopus sinensis (East Asian common octopus) is the source of this 522-nucleotide messenger RNA. RefSeq lists its product as uncharacterized. The record is from RefSeq and is a predicted model, not a curated record. The coding region runs from base 1 to 522 and encodes 173 amino acids. The transcript has a single exon. Lineage: Eukaryota; Metazoa; Mollusca; Cephalopoda; Octopoda; Octopodidae.
AUGCACCUAUGCAGAAAAUUUGGAUUCACAAAAUCAAAAAGGUUAAAGACUCACUCUAUCCAAAGCGUAAUUACCAAUGAUCUUGCUGAAUUACGAGUUGACACUACUAUCUCUACCGAAUCAAAAAUUCAAUAUAACAAGCCGGACAUUUUCCUAUACGACAAAAAAUUAAACCACAUAUGGCUAAUAGAGAUUGGAGUGACGUGUGUGGAUAAUUUAAAAGCAGUUGAAGUUGAAAAACUUCAUAAAUAUGAUAUCCUGGCAAGUGAAUUAGAAAUCAUUUACAAAGCCAAAAUCAAAAUACUUCCGAUUGUCAUUACCUGGGAUGCGAUCAGCUCCAAGUAUUUUAAAAUAUACAUGGAUUUGAUUGGCAUUAAAGACAGUGUUCUGGCAUACAUCCAAACGAUUGCAUUAAAGAAGACGUUGGAAGGAAUGUUCGUAGAAUAUAAACAUGGUUUCGAAGACGUAAUGACUUCUCAACAAAGAUUAUGCAGUGUAGAACACUCACCAAAGGGGAGCUAA